Messenger RNA from Lolium rigidum, 2010 nucleotides. Its product is annotated as aluminum-activated malate transporter 10-like. The transcript has 3 exons. Gene Ontology annotation, biological process: malate transport. Lineage: Eukaryota; Viridiplantae; Streptophyta; Magnoliopsida; Poales; Poaceae. The record is from RefSeq and is a predicted model, not a curated record. Gene Ontology annotation, cellular component: plant-type vacuole membrane. The coding region runs from base 1 to 2010 and encodes 669 amino acids.
AUGGCAGCUGGGGCAGCGCCAGAGCAGCAGGACGCCAGCCAUGGCGGCGGCUCGGCGGAAUGGAGGGUGAACGUUCCGGACGACGGCGAGCACGACCAUGCCAAGAGCAGCAGGUGGCGGUGGGCGUGCUGCUCGCCGCCGUCGUGGUCGUGGCUCUUCUCGUGGAUGGCCGCGCCGAGGGACAGGGUGACCAGGUUCGGCAAGAUGGUGUGGAAGGUGGGCGCCGACGACCCGAGGAGGGUGGUGCACGGGCUCAAGGUGGCCCUCGCGCUCACCCUCUGCUCCGUCUUCUACUACGUCCACCCGCUCUAUGAUUUCACCGGCGGGAAUGCCAUGUGGGCCGUCCUCACCGUCGUCGUCGUCUUCGAGUACACCGUCGGUGCUUGCUUGUACAAAGGCCUGAACAGAGCCAUGGCGACGGUGGUCGGCGGCUCGCUGGCCCUCGGCGUGCACUGGGCCGCCAGCCGGUCCGGCAAGGAGCUACAGCCAUACGUCCUCACCGGCUCCAUGUUUGUCAUGACUUCGGUGGCCACCUUCUCCCGGUUCAUCCCGACGAUGAAGGCCAAGUUCGACUACGGCGUCACCGUCUUCAUCCUCACCUACUGCCUCGUCUCCGUGUCCGGGUACCGCGCCGACGAGAUCGUGUACCUGGCGCAGCAGCGCCUGACCACCGUCGCCAUCGGCGCCUUCAUCUGCUUCGCCGUCUGCGCCUUGGUGUUCCCGGUCUGGGCGGGGCAGGAGCUGCACCUCCUCGUCGCGCGCAACAUGGACAAGCUCGCCGCCGCCGCCGAGGGCUGCGUCGAGGACUACUUCUCCGACCCCGCCGACGCCACCGCGGGGGCGAGGCGGGCGCUCUCCGAGAAGUCAGGCUGGUACAAGCUCGUGCUGAACGCCAAGGCGAACGAGGACUCGCUGGCCAACCUGGCCAGGUGGGAGCCCGGCCACGGCAGGUUCGGCUUCCGGCACCCGUACGGGCAGUACCAGAAGGUCGGCGCCGCCAUGCGCUGCUGCGCCUACUGCGUCGACGCCCUCGCCGCCUGCGUCGGCUCCGAGUCCCAGACGCCGCCGCACGUCAAGAAGCACCUCGCCGGCACCUGCCUCGCCCUCAGCCGCCACCUGGCGGCCGUGCUCCGCGAGGCGUCGGGCUCCGUCACGUCCAUGACGCGGUCCGGCCGCCUCGGCCUCGUCGUGGCGGACAUGAACGCCGCCGCCCAGGACCUGCGGGACGAGCUGAGGUGCCUGGCGGCAGUGCUGGAAGGAGGACUCGAAGACGAAUCGUCGUCGGAGGCAGAGCACGAACUGAUCAACUCCGCGACGCCGCCGCUGAUCGAGGCGCUGCCGCUCUUCAGCGCCGCGUCGCUCCUGCUGGAGGUGUGCGCGAGGGCGGAGGGGGUUGUCGGCGCCGUCGAGACCCUGGCCACGACGGCGAGGUUCAGGAAAGCCGACCACGACGAGAAGGCGGCACUGGACACCGAGGCGUCCGUGUCAGUCUGCACAAAAAACCUGGUCGACGCGGACGUAUCGCAAGAAAUACACGUCAAGAUCGCCGGCGAGCAGGAGAAGGCGGAGACGGGUCACAAUGCCAACGCGAGCUCCGGCAAUGCGCCGCGGGACCAGGUCGGGGAGCUGAUCAAGGUGCUGAUGCGGCGACGGAGCAGCAAGAAAUGGUCGAGGGCGGACACCAAGGUGAGCCCCAAGCCGCCGCUGGACCUGGCGGUGACCGUGCCCAUCCCGCGGAACCGCGCGAUGGAGCUCGCCGGCCACGGGCCGGUGGGGCCCAGCCCCAGGAACCGACCGGUGGAGCUGGCUGGGCACCCGACGGCCAUGCCCAGCCCCAGGAACCGCGCGGUGGAACACCCCGGCCACGCGCCGGCGGUGCCCAGUCCGAGGGUCCGGUCGAUGGACUUCGCGAGCCAUGGAGCCGCCGUGCCGAGCCCCAGGAACCGGUCCAUGGACUUCGCGGCGCACGCGCCCGGCCAGCGGAGCCGCUCCAUACUUGGCAUGGCCUGA